GGACACAAGGUUUUUAACAGCGGCACGAUGUUCACCGCCAGUGUGCUUGUUUACUCUGUGCUAACAGUCGUCACCUAUGGCGCAGCUAAAAGCUUACGCGCGAGGGACACACUCAGCGUAUGCACAGAAAUUGCGAAUGCGCUGUCUCCCGCUUCCGCGGUCUUCUAUCCCGCCGAGUGGUACUACGACGAAGACAUCGCGCAUUACAUGUCAUCAAGUAGCCAAAACGCUGUAUGCUCUGUAGAACCAGGCAUAACCGAAGACGUCGGCGUGGUGUUACAAAUACUUGGACAGACUCAAACCUCAUUUGCAAUCAAAGGUGGAGGACAUGCCUCGAACCCUGGAUUCUCCUCCACGGCUGGAAUCCAAAUUACAAUGGCACGUUUCAAUGGCGUCACUUAUAACGCGGAUGCGCAAACGGCGAGCAUUGGUACCGGGUUGGUCUGGGACGACGUCUACGCCGCUCUUGAAACCUACGGGGUUUCUGUGGUUGGUGGCCGGGUAACAGGUGUGGGCGUUGGAGGUUUCACUCUCGGUGGUGGAUUCUCUUUCCUAUCCAAUCAGCAUGGUUUGACCAUUGACACUGUUACUGCCUUCGAGCUUGUCCUACCAAAUGGUACUGUGGCUACUGUCACGGAUACUGUGAACCCGGAUCUCUUCUUCGCUCUCAAAGGCGGUUUCAACAAUUUUGGUAUCGUCACACAAUUCACGCUCAAGACGUACACGCAAGGCCCGGUCUGGGGAGGUCUAAUCAUUACUCUUGGAGAGUUUGACGCAUUGGCAGCCGCCACAGCCAACUUCUAUGCUAACGUCACGGAUCCGAAGGCCGCCAUCAUUACCUCCUUUAAUUACGAUCUUGGUGCAAGUAUCGGAGAGGUUAGCAUGUUCUACGAUGGCCCCACUCCGCCUGAUGGGAUCUUCGAUGAAUUCUUGGCUAUUCCGGCGAUCACCCAAGACAUUUCAACCCGCUCGUACUACUCGCUUAUCCUGAGUGCCCCGAGCAAUAUCACAUAUGGGCUACGGGGAUACUUCCACACAGUUUCCCUCCUGGAGAUCACUCCGUCGUAUAUAGGCGCUGUUGUGAAUGAGACAAAUUUCUGGGUGUCCACGCUAGCCCUUGAGGUACCGAGCCUCUUCAUCAGCUACGAUGUUGAGCCCUUCCUCCCCAGUGUGUUCACGCAUGGGUCCGACUCUGCCUGGCCUCCCAGUCGCGCACAAGCCCUGCUGCCGAUGUACAUCUACUUUGCUUGGUCUCUGCCAGACCAAGAUGCCCUGAUGCACCAAGCGAUGCUCGACAGCGCAGGCUACCUCACACAAGUUGCCGUCAGCGAAGGCCAAGACGUCGGGAAUGUGUCGCUCUACCCGAAUUACGCGAUCUACGAUGCGUCCAUUCCGCGUAUGUACGGCGACAACCUACUUGCUCUGCAGACGAUCAAGGCUCAGGUGGAUCCGGAGAACGUCAUGGGCUUAACGGGAGGAUGGAAGUUCUGACCGUAUGAGCACACGCGAGAUUGGGCACGCCUCAUGUACAUAAUGACUGCUGCCAUUUCUCCACGGUCGAUCUGGCCACAGUUUGGGGACAAUGUUAAUCCAGAUCGAUUCUGUGCGC
Molecule: messenger RNA, 1609 nt
Organism: Postia placenta MAD-698-R-SB12
Lineage: Eukaryota; Fungi; Basidiomycota; Agaricomycetes; Polyporales; Adustoporiaceae
Exons: 11
Coding region: 28-1491 (487 amino acids)
Molecular function (GO): oxidoreductase activity; FAD binding
Source: RefSeq, a predicted model, not a curated record